This is a messenger RNA of Frieseomelitta varia, 993 nucleotides long. RefSeq lists its product as uncharacterized. Gene Ontology annotation, molecular function: protein dimerization activity. Bases 1 to 993 code for a protein of 330 amino acids. The record is from RefSeq and is a predicted model, not a curated record. The transcript has a single exon. Lineage: Eukaryota; Metazoa; Arthropoda; Insecta; Hymenoptera; Apidae.
AUGACCACGUACGCAAGUUUCCAGCAGUACGACCUGCUGGACUCGGAGGGUUACGGGUCGGCGAGUAGCCCGGAGUCGAAUCCGCGAAGUUGGACCCACCAGGAGAUCUACCCUCAACCACCGAGGUCCAGGGGUAGCAGCUGCGGUAGCGUGAGCUCGUUGGACUGUCAGAAUCGCGAGUACCAGGAGAUCGGUGUGGCGAACGGUGGCUUCCACGUGACGACUAGCUUCAACUUCACCGAGUUCUACGAGGGUUACUACCAGGAGGGUUGCCGAGGGUUGAACGAACAGCACGAGAUGGGCCACUCGAGCAGCGUGAGGAUGGCGAAGGAGCCGACGAGGCCACACUCGUUCAGGAUGAAUCACGAGUGCGCGGAGAGCGUUUACGAGGGCGAGAACCCGGCGAAACCGAGCCCGGACGUCGUUGGCCCGCCGACGAAAAUGGAGCAGCAACAGGCGAGCAACGUCUUCGGCGGCGGCAGGUGCGAUUUCGGCCAGAGUCAGGAGAGUUUCUUCGCGGGCAAGAGUUACGGCAUCGCGAAAGGCGAUGGUUUUUUGCCGAGGAGUAACGGCAAUCUGCCUUACGGGCAGAGGGGCGACGUUCUUUAUUUGGGCGCCGCUUACACAGCGCCGAGAAGCGAGAGCUACGCGGCGACGACCGGCCAGCACGGCGGCAAGUGCGAGACGACGUCCAGGUACCACCAGAAAAACGGGGCCCAUGUCCCGUCGAUCGAUUACCCAGGGCAAAAGACAAAGGAGGGCAGCAUGCAGAAGAUGAAGAACGGCACGCCGGGCAUCGAGGUGUUGAGAAAGAGGCGGCUGGCGGCGAACGCGCGCGAGAGACGAAGGAUGAACAGCCUGAACGACGCGUUCGAUAGGCUGCGCGACGUUGUGCCCAGCCUCGGCAACGACAGGAAACUCAGCAAAUUCGAGACGCUUCAAAUGGCGCAGACCUACAUCGCCGCGUUGUACGAGCUGUUGCAGAGGGAGUGA